GUCACACAAGCUCCGGCUGGGCCCAAGUUGGCCAAUUUCUCGCAGUUUGAUUUUUCCCCUACGAUCGGCUAGUCGCGCUUUGCUGUCUUUGGCUGUCUCCGUCGUCGUCUUCGCGCGUCGGUAGCGUCGUCUUUGAAUCGCGCGCGCGUUGGCGUCGUCUCAAUCGUAGACGUUUUCAUAUGCGGGAGUGUGUUGUUUAUGUUUGGACGAUUAAAUAUUUUGGAGCGGUGAUUCGUCUUCAUCGUACGUACCCGGAGCGUGUCCCGGUGGUGCACCUGGCCGGAACGCUGAAAACUGUUAUUUGUGCAUUCGUUUGCUUAUUUUUUACGGUUCGCGACGGCGCUGGGUCAAGUGCCAGCGACAGUGGAAAUAGAGUGUCAAAGGGCGAUUUUUCGUGGAAAACCGUUGCAGAAAUAUGAAGAGCGCCCAUGUGAUUUCGAAGAAAAGUUGGAGAUAGUUCCUGGAAGCUACCAGGAUAUUGAUUGGAUUCUGCGAUAACCCUGCAAAACGUCGGUCUUAAUUGCAUGAGCAAACACUCUCUGAGUGGUGGAUUUCUGUUUUAUUUUUUUGGACGCUGAAUAGUAAUUAGUUGUUCGAGUGCCCGAAGUGUCCUAUUCGGUAAUAAUACUUUGAGAAAAUGUCGUUUGGUGAUGUAUGAAUAAUUAGCAACAGUGUAAACAGCAGCCGGUGGAAGAAGUUGAAGAAAUUAACAGCGUUCUGUGUAUGGAAAUGUCAUGAUCAGAGCGGUUGAGUGUUUAACACCUGUGAAGUAAAUAGUUUCGAGGACUCCGUGCUGGGCUGAGUGUGUUCAGCAGCGAACUCAACUUGGCGGUUUGAUCUUCCCAACUGGAUGGAAGAUGCGGAUUUCGAGUGAACCAGUUUGAAAGUUUUGCAUAGAAGAUACUCGGGAGAUACUCCUACGGUGGAACCGGCCGCCAAGAUGCCGGAGUUUGACGAUACGUUCCUGUUCGAGUGUGCCAAAUUCGAGAAGAAAAAGUGGAAAUCCUACAACAUUAGCCUUCGGCCGAGCAGCAUAGUGCUGAAAAGUGUGGCAAGUUUCAGCCCUAAUGUGAACAACAGUGAUAAUAAUAAUAAUAAUCGUGGCAGUAAAUAUCUGGUGGACGACGGCGAAGGUGGGGUGAUUGUGGGUGGCCUGAAGCCAAUCAGCGAUCAUCAUCUGAAAAACGGUGGCCAACCGGAGGUGGUGCUGAGGAAACGUGACCCUUCCAAACAGAACCUCUACCACCGGAAUGGGGCAGUCAAUUAUCUGUAUUCUGGUGUGAGUCCCAUUCGUGAGAAGAUUCUCGCGUACCAGUUCAAGCGACACUCGUACAGUCCAGGGCUGUUUGCGGCAACUGCCGGAACGUCACCGGUGCCAUCCUUUGGAGAAUAUUGCGAUAACGGACCAAUCGGUCAAAGUGCGAACAACAUUUCUGCGUCGGCCGGAGCGACCCCUCGGAACAGUGGCAGCAGCACCGCCAGUAGCAAUUCGAUUGCGAACUCCAGCCCAGUGCCUGGGGGUGGGAACAACGCCGCAACUGCUGCUGCUGGUGGAACGACCCCUGUGACGGCCGAGAACGGUGACGGAAAAGCGGCGGCCGUUACGCCCGGUGCCCCCGGGUCUUCCGGACACAAGGGCAGCAUUCGCGGGAACAAGCUGGCACGGCGGGCGCGUUCGUUCAAGGACGACUUCCUGGAGAAGAUCUCCCAAAUACGGACGCCGACGAACACGAUGACGAGAUCACAUUCGCCCAACAGUCCCAGGAGCGGAAGCGGAAACCGGAGCAGUGGCAAAUCGGGCCAUGGGGACGACCUGCUCGGCAGUACCAAACCGGUACAGGAUCUGGCCUACCACGUGAGACAGGUGAAGAACGCUCUGACGCACUUCAAGGAUGUGAUACUGAAAAAUAAGCUGGAGAUGCUGCCGGGCAAUGGGACCGUGGUGCUGGAGUUGAUUGCCAACGUACAUACGGCUCUUCAAUCCUACACACUGAACGAAAACAGCAGCGCGCUGAUAAACGCCACCAACCACGUCUACAUGUCCCUCGGGAAUCUGCUGAAACUCUGUGAUGAAGUGCUGCUAACGGCCGACAACGAGAACUGUCCCUCGCUCAGCAAAGAAAACGUCAAGGAGAUUGUCGAACUGGUGGACAACGCCGUCAACAAUCUGGUCAAUCUGGCCAACGAAAAAAUCUCCGACAAAGCUGCGGGUGGCACCGGUAGCAAUUCUUCCAACACGCUCCAAAGGCCGGCCGUAGACAUCGCAAGUCAGCGAACGUCCCUUCCGGAUAUCCCGCUCACGCCGCGGGAGCGGGACAUCCUGGAACAGACCUCGCUGAAAACGGUCCGUGCCUCGCAUAGCACCGAAAGUAUUCUCCGUGAUUCUAGUCCUCCGCCAAAACCGCCGCUUCCGGAUCGAGGCCAAGAUCCGCCCCCGUUGCCCCCGAAAAGAAAGAGCCAACACUCGAAGAACCACUCGUUCCACGAAACGUCCGACUGCAACUCGGAUUCGACGACCUUUCUGGGAUGUGGUGCCCUGGAUCGGAUGUCCCUGCGGUCACGCUCCCCCGAAGAUAACUCUAGUCUGCUGAGUGCCAGCGCUGGUUCGCUGGACUCGGCUCUCAAUCACUCUCGCGAGGAGGAAGAACUCCGGGCGCUCACCCAGGACAAGUCAUCGUUGCUGGCGGGCCAAAUCGGCGCCAACAGUUCCAGCGUGUGGGACGAGUCGGACUGCUCCGGAAUGCUGCUGCAAAGCGGUGGCGGUCCCAUCCUUACCGACAACUCCGUAGUCAACCUGAACAACCGCAAUUCGAACGAGUCGGGCUUUGAAUCGAUGUACUCGCUUCGCAUCAGCCGAGACCAUCAGCAAUCCAACAGUAGCACUUCCUUCAAAUCGGCUGCUUUCGCCUCCAACAAUUCCCAAAUUCACCACAUUCACCAACAGCACCAUCAGCAUCACCAACAACAGCAGCACCAUCAAAAGGUGGAUACCUUCGUGACGCAGGCCAGCGGCGAAAGCGGCGAGCUUGUGUCCACGACCACCACCUCCACGGAGAUCACCAGCAGCACGCGACUGCAAACGGCUAGUCUUUCCAAAACCAUUCACCAGUACGGUAGCAUCGAGGCGAACGAUGAGGUCUUUGGCGGAAGCGAAUCCGGCGGCGGUGAUAAGCCGCCGGCCCUUCCGAUCAAAACCCGCCAGCACAGUAUUAGACGGGAGCGGCAUCCCUCGCAGUACGACAACGUGGACGACGCGGAACUGGAACGGAGCUCGCAGGACACGUUCAACUCCUGCUCGCUGCACCAGAUCGGCGGCAGUUUUCACCACAGCCGGGCCCAGAUGAUCGGGAACCUACCGAGUAAGCACAUAAGCUUGAUCGAACCGCGCCAUAUGAAUCAUUUCAGCGAGGAACCGCCGCCCCUGCCCAUGAAGAAGAAGCACAUGUUUCAAAGUGUGGCCUAUUCAGUUAUGGCGUACAUGGAGAUAUUCGGCAGUGCGACGCACAACCAGGAGUUUAUGCGACACUCGGUCCAUACGUACAACCUUUCGCAUCACUCGGGCAGCAACGAUGGUCAACAUCAUCAUCAUCAGAGUCUGCAUCUUCAUCAACAGCAGCAGCAACAGCACCAACAGCAUCACCAGUACCAACAGUCGUCCAUGUCGAUGACCAGCGGGACCAGCAGUCAUAGUCUCAGUCAUAGUCAAACCAUGAGUCUCUCUCCCUCGCGGAACGCCGCCCCUCCCAUAUCGCCGCCGAGUUCGCCCGGUCUGAACGUCAAACCACCGGCCCUGCCCCCGAAACGGCAACGGAUCAACAGCAAGACCCCGAGCAUCACAUCGACCCCGCCAGCUAGUCCCAAAGUAUUCGGCGGUACCGAUCAGCAGCAGCAGCCAUCGUCUCCCUCGCCAUCGUCCCACUCGCAAGUCCUGAACAGCUGUUCAUCGCCCUCGCCAUCGUCGUCCUCGGUCGGUACCCUGCUACCGACGCCCCCGCCAAAGAACCAAUCCCUGACGAAUGCGGCUGCUGUAUCAGAAGCGACAACACCCGUGACCAAAAUCAAGGUAUCGCCCGUGUCCGGGGACGAUCCUCAUCACGCGCCAUCUAACCGUAGUACUACUCCCACUUCUACCACUACCCACAACGCUUCCUCGAACUCCUCUCCCCAGCAGUAUAACAAUUUCCAUAACAGCAGUAGCAGUAACAGCCAUAAUAGCAAGUUAGCUAGCAAUAACCUUGGCGGAGGAGGGAAGCCAUCGGGGUCCGACGAGGACUAUCUGCACCUGUGUGAUACAACGACGGCCACCCGCCAUCACGCAAACCAUUCGCGAUCGCCCUCGGAUGCGACCGCCGCGAAUCUCAAUAGUCCUAGUAACAAUAGCAGUAGUAGUAAUCUAGUCAACAGCAACAGCAAUAAUAAUAAUAGUAAUACCAACGCCUCGGACGGUUCCCAAGUCCCGAGGAAGAAGGACGACCCGGAAGGCGACGACGACGAAGAGGUCGAAGUGGUACUGAGGCGACAUAACAAGAACGGCAUCACUGUGAUCGAGCAGCAGUCGUCGCUCAACCUGAUGGAAGAGCUCGACGUCAGCAACUAUCUGGUCUUCAAGAAGGAAAACGAAGACGGUCCGGACGUGAAGGGUGGCCACCCGGAUGCCCUGAUCAUCCACGCCACCAAGGUGCAGAAGAUUUCCGACGUCACUGAUGAGUUCUUAGAGGACGCCUACGGCGAAGCAUUCAUCACGACCUUCCGCACGUUUAUAUCGCCGCUGGAGCUGAUCCAAAAGCUGACCUACCGGUAUUCGCUGUUCCACUGUCAAAUAACCGACGGCAAACAGAAAGCUGCGAAGGAAUCCUUCUCUCUACUGGUUCGAGUGGUCAACGAUCUGACGUGUCCGGAUCUAUCGCGUCGGUUGCUCGAGAUCCUGAUGAACUUCGUGUACCAACUAGUCUGCGCCGGCCAUCUGACGAUGGCCAAGCUCCUUCGGGUGAAGCUGAUCGAGAAGGUCUCACUGUACAAGCAGAAGCUUCCCCGGGAACCCAAUCAGGCUCCUCCGUCGUCGCGCUCGGUGAUGACAUCGCCACCCACCCUGCUCGAUCUCAAAUCGGCCGAAAUUGCCGAACAGAUGACCCUGCUCGAUGCGGAGCUGUUCCACAAGAUCGAAAUCCCCGAGGUGCUCAUCUGGGCCCAGGAGCAAAAUGAGGAACGGUCGCCCAAUCUGACCACGUUCACCGAGCACUUCAACAAGAUGUCGUACUGGGCACGGUCGCAAAUUCUCCGUCAGGAAGAUGCCAAAGAUCGCGAGAAGCACGUGAUCAAGUUCAUCAAGAUCAUGAAGCAUCUGCGGAAGAUCAACAACUACAACUCGUAUUUGGCGCUGCUGUCGGCUUUGGAUUCUGCUCCGAUCAGGCGAUUGGAGUGGCAUCGGACGAUCACGGAGGGUUUGAAGGAGUACUGCGCCCUUAUCGAUUCCAGUUCCAGUUUUCGAGCGUAUCGGCAGGCGCUGGCUGAAACAAAUCCCCCUUGUAUUCCGUACAUUGGUCUCGUGCUUCAAGAUCUUACUUUUGUUCACAUCGGAAAUCCAGAUCUGCUUCAGGAUGGAUCCAUUAACUUCUCGAAACGAUGGCAACAAUACCACAUAGUGGUCAACAUGAAGCGUUUCAAGAAAGGCUCGUACCAGUUCAAGAAGAACGAGAAAAUCAUCGGCUUCUUCGACAACUUCGAGAACUAUCUGGACGAGGACGCCAUGUGGCAGAUUUCGGAGAGCAUCAAGCCGCGGGGAGGGCGCAAAACCAACGUCAACAGCAAUUAGUACAAGUUGAACUGUCUCAAAGGCAGCGACGAACACGAACAGGUGAUGAUGGCUGAGCAGCAAAGGCAACGACAGGAAGCGGCCCCAGCCGGGACCACCGAGGUCCAGCUCCGGAGGAGAGACCGAUGAAGUGCAACAAUCAGCCGGAGCCACGACGAGAACCAAACUUCGAUGGGGGAGAGAGGAGGUAUUCACACUUUAAUGCCAAAUAUGUCGUUGUUUUCGCGUGAUGUUACUUUUCUUUCUGUCCGUUGCGAAAUUCGAGUUUUUCUUCGCUUUUCCCUUCUGAGUUCGAAGGAAGGGAAGUUCUGGGCAAAGUAUUGUUAUUUUAGCUUUUUAUGAACCCAAAUUUGGUUUUAGGACAAUAUUUGUAUUGAGAUUAAAUUGACUCUUCGGUCGCGUCUGUUUUAUAUGACUGCUGAAGAGAGCGCUAACAAAUCGAGUGAAAUUGUGAACUAUAUAUUUUUUUAUUUAUAUCGUACCAUUAUACCUAUACACAUCCACACCCAAGUAUGAAUAUGAAGCAUUUUCUUAGGUAAAAGUAUUGAAUUUUUGUAAAUAGCGACCAGGCAAGCAAACCAAUUCGGUGUUGUUAUGUGGUAGUAGUGAGACAGUAACAAGAAAUGAACACAUGAAUCAAAAUAUCAAACCCAAUAGUACUCACACUUCUAGCGAACGAAGAUAAACUAGUGAUAUGGUAACACCCAAUACAUCUACACGAACACACAUACAGCACAUACAAAAAGUAUAACGCAAAACAGCCAAAAACAGAAAUCUGAAUAAAUUUCCUUUUGUUUCUGAAUCAUA
Messenger RNA from Aedes aegypti (yellow fever mosquito), 6619 nucleotides. RefSeq names its product guanine nucleotide-releasing factor 2 (gene C3G). The coding region runs from base 941 to 5812 and encodes 1623 amino acids. The record is from RefSeq and is a predicted model, not a curated record. Lineage: Eukaryota; Metazoa; Arthropoda; Insecta; Diptera; Culicidae. Gene Ontology annotation, biological process: positive regulation of GTPase activity; Ras protein signal transduction. Gene Ontology annotation, cellular component: plasma membrane. The transcript has 18 exons. Gene Ontology annotation, molecular function: guanyl-nucleotide exchange factor activity.